AGGCCCGAAACGUCAGCCUCUCUGCUCCUAUGAUGCUGCUUGGCCUGCUGUGUUCAUCCAGCCCUGCACCUUGUUGUCAGUGGAAAAAUGCUUUUGGUUUAGCACUCAAACCACCCUACCUGAAACACCAGGAGGAUGGCAUAGAGAGGACAGAGGUGGCUGCUAAAGAAACGACUCGUGCAAUGGAAGCUGUUAACACUAAUAGCUCAGAACCGUCGAAUAUAACCCUCAUAUUUGAAAAGUUUUUCAUAGAGUUUUACAAAGAUUAUACGGCUCAACAAAAGCAGGCAGCGGCUUUGAAAAAAACACUCCAGGAAGAAGAAUUCAAAUUUGCUUAUUUGUACAUACUGGUGAUGUUUGGUAUCUUCACCUUUAUUAUCAUAACAAUGCUGGCCAGCACUGUGCGAUCCAGAAGGCAAGAGCACACGGAAGACCCAUACCACACCUACAUAGUGAAUGAUGCAAGGAAAUGGAGGGGACAAAAGGCUUUAAAAUCAGACUUUAAGGAGUUCUAUAUCAAUGAAACUGUAGUCAAGGCUCUGCAGAAUCUGUCGGACCAAGAUGAAACAGUAACAGUCCAAAAAAAUUAUGGCUAGCAACAAAUGUUUCUUGAUGAAGAAAUAAUCCUCUUAAAAAAUAAAUUGAAAUAUGAAACGUA
Messenger RNA from Rhincodon typus (whale shark), 658 nucleotides. Its product is annotated as potassium voltage-gated channel subfamily E member 2. Gene Ontology annotation, cellular component: membrane. Gene Ontology annotation, biological process: ventricular cardiac muscle cell action potential; negative regulation of delayed rectifier potassium channel activity; potassium ion export across plasma membrane. The coding region runs from base 30 to 596 and encodes 188 amino acids. Gene Ontology annotation, molecular function: potassium channel regulator activity; voltage-gated potassium channel activity involved in ventricular cardiac muscle cell action potential repolarization; delayed rectifier potassium channel activity. The record is from RefSeq and is a predicted model, not a curated record. Lineage: Eukaryota; Metazoa; Chordata; Chondrichthyes; Orectolobiformes; Rhincodontidae. The transcript is spliced from 2 exons.